This is a messenger RNA of Paramormyrops kingsleyae, 5401 nucleotides long. NCBI's taxonomy places the organism in Eukaryota, Metazoa, Chordata, Actinopteri, Osteoglossiformes, Mormyridae. The record is from RefSeq and is a predicted model, not a curated record.
GGCCCUUGAAUUGUGGUGGUUGUGGUGGUGGUUGUGGUGGUGGUGCUGGUGGGGGGGGGGCCCUCGCGAAUGUUUUGCCCAGGGGCCCACACAACCCAUAAUCCGUCCCUGGCCAGUGACUCGAGAAUUGAUUUUUCCCUCCUUGCAGCAAAUGAUUCAUGCUGCGUGAGAGAAAGUGAUGUUCUUUAUAAAUGUAACACUGACGAGAUCCUUAAAAUAUUGUGUUAAUCAGAACUGGCGAGAACCUAAAAAUAAAAUACAAAAUUGUAUCAUCUAACCGUAAAUAUGAUUUUCACGAACCCGCCUCUCCAAACAGCGGUAUCACCAGUUUAUUUUUAUUUGUUUUAUAAAACACCUGCCGAUAUGUGUGCAUCUCAAUAGCCCAAUAGCAGAAAGAAAAGUUGCGUUUCUGUCUUAACAAUGUCCUAUGCGCUUCAGUACUGUCUACUAUGGACUAUUCCAGGGUGCUUCUUUGGGGAAAAUUAACUGAAGUUGUGAUAUACUGUGACAUGUGGCACAUUUAGAGAGGUGUGUGUAUUCCAGGGGCGUCGGGAAUAGGGGGAAUGGGUCCACCUAUGUCGGCAGAACCCCGUUCCUAACCAAUAAAUAAAUGAAUGAAUAAAUAAAUACUUAAUUAACAGCGCGUUCCUUUUCUUUAAUAUAUAAAUCGGCGCGUUACUGAGGACAAUUACCUGCGCAUUCAGAGCACAAGGACGAAACCUAAAGAUGACUGUAAUAAUGUAUCAGACAAAAUCAUUGUAUCAUAUGGGUCAGUUAUUUUUUAGUUAAGUGUUGUUUGGUUAUGAAACUGUACCCUUAACGACGAUAGUCUUAUUUUAAAUGAGCAGUAUGAGCCGACAACAGCGGUAAGAGACUAAGAGAGGCUCAGACCAACCUUACGGUAAGAAACCGCAUCUUACGGAAAAUAUACCUAACUAAGGACGUUUCGGGAAACGCGUCGGAGCAUUAAGAAACAAUUUAAGGUAGAACUUACGAACGACAUAGCGUUAGAAGGUUUCGGGAAACGCACCGACGAAAACAUAUUUAGUGUCUGUUGUGAAACAUCAAACGGAACUCUUCUUUUUCUGGAUUUUUUUGUGCUGUUAAACUUGAGUGAUAACUAAAGAAGUUGAAUCAGACGAGUAAUAUUCUCUGCACAUGUUCCUCUGUGGAGAAGUUUCUCCGAGUAUUCUGUUGCUUUCCCAAAGACGAACAAAUGCUCAAAAAUACUGUUUUGCAAGUUUGUUACGUGUUUUGUUUGUUUUUUGUUACUUCUCUACAGGUCUAUAAAAAUGACGUAAUGAUGGAUCUUAGAUAUAGUGAACAUAAUUCUGCAAACGUUUUGGUUUGUCUCAGAACAGUAAAGAAGGCGAAACGCUCGUUUUCAGGACCUUCAGGGCAUCGGGUUAAUUUAUUAGUGCCCCGACAGCAGCAGGACUCCAUCCGUGAAGAUAAGUAGCUGCAGAUUCCCCCGCUCACCUGCCCCGGGCUCCAUUAAAGACGGCCACAGGUGUAUCUCGUUCCCCCACAGCAAACAGUGAUGUUUGCCUAGGGAAUUGAUUGACGUUUGGUCGGUUCUGUUCAAUUAUUGUGCGACCGUGGAAAAACAAGGGGAGUGACAAGUAAAGCACAUUUUCCCACGUUGUAUAAACAGCACGAGCGCUGCGUGGGUGCAGCGGGGUCACAUGGCGACAGACACACCUAUGAGAGCCUGCAGUGGCGUCGGGCGGAGGUCCCACGGGCAGGUUUGGAGUGUGCCGCGGCCGCAUACAGCCGGCACAUGAGCAGCUGCGCUACGUUCGCCGGGUCACCAGCAGCCAUGAACCGAGAGGAGCACUUCUACGCCCCUGCGCAGAUGUAUAAGGAGCCGUAUACCUACCAGGCACCUGCUGACGACGAUUACAGCCAGAGUCCUCCACCGUGUCUUUAUAUGGGCAGACAGACCCCCGUGUGCCCCACGCCUUCACUGGGGUCCCUGGACCCGCCAUGCCUCUCCAAUACCGCCUCAUACGACAUGCCGCUGAUGCGGGAAGAUCCCGGAGUGUCCGUGUCCCACGCGCACCUACUCCCCACGCAGCUGCCUCAGCACACGCAUCAGUCCGGGGUGGGUUACGGAAGCCCCGCUGACCUGGUGAUGGUCAGCGACCGGAAUCAGUACCAGCUCCCUUUCCCGUGGAUGAAAUCCACCAAGUCUCACACGCACACGUGGAAAGAGCAAUGGACAGGCCACUGCAUGGCGGAGCUGGAGGACAGCAAGCGCACACGCACCGCUUACACACGCGCCCAGCUGCUGGAGCUGGAGAAGGAAUUCCUGUUUAACCGCUACAUCUCGCGGCCGCGCCGCGUGGAGCUUGCCCUGCUGCUGAACCUCACCGAGCGCCACAUAAAGAUCUGGUUCCAGAACCGGCGCAUGAAGUGGAAGAAGGAGGAGGACCGCAAGCGUGCCAGGCCUGGUCAGCCUGAGCAGGACUGCGCCGUGUCAUCUGGGGGGCCCUCUGGGGGGCUGACUGAGGAGCCCAGUAGUGCCCUAAAGCUGCUGCCACGGGACACUGCGGCCCCGGGCUCCCCUGAGCAGAGCCGCCCUCCCCCUCCAGUGAGUGGGAGCCCACCGCUGUGCCGGUGAGUGGGUGCUGGCCAAGUGUGGCCCAUCGGGUCAGGACCCUGUAUCUGUGAUCAGAAGGUCACCAGUUUAAAUCCCAGGGUGAGCAGAGUGAUGUAACCACUGCUCCCCUGAGCAAGGCCCUUAACCCCUCAGCUGACCAUGCUAUCUCAAAAACAAGUGUCUGCUGAAUAAAUGAAAUGUAACUGAAGAGCAGAGGAGGACAGGAGUGUCUCGCUGGUGUCAGGCUGACGCAGCUGCCAGAGUCCUCACGAGGGGUCCCGGCCCGAGGCUCCAGCUCAACUUGUGGGGCCCCAAUGUGGGGCCCAGCCCACCUCAUAUACUUAAGCUGAAUCCAGCCGACAGCUGCAUUUGUUUUAAAGACUUUGGUUUUCACCAGAAAGUUGAAUUACACUGGUAUACAGUGAUUUUGGUGCCAACAAUGUCUGAACGGUUUUAUAUUAAGUUUAUGGUGCUGAUUAAGAAUAUGACUUCAGUUUCCCCAGAUUGGCUCAAGUGUCUGAGAUAUUUAAUAGUUAAUUAUUUAACGCAACACGUUUGAAAAGCAUUCAGAAUUGCAAGAAUAUUUUAUUUUAGUUACAACUAGUAAGUAAACAGUCUAACAUCAUUCAAAAAAAGAAAUUAUAGGAAAAAGUUAUGUAUGAUUUGAUUAAUUAAUACAAUAUUAAUUAGUUAUUAAUGUCAAUGCUUCACAAAACGCUGUUUUUAUCAAUUUCCAUUUAUGUGUGUCAUCAGGAUAAUCACGUUGGAGACUCCAACAGUAGUCUGCCAUCAUGUGUAUGUCCCAUCUGCCUUGAUAUCUCUCCAUCACCUUCAUAUCCUGGUGGAACCUUUCGCCUUGUUUCUCACUGAAAUCUCCAAGGUUAUCUGGAAAUCUGUUUAAAUGGCUAUGGAGUGCAUCUUUAUGCUCAUAUUAACUCCCAAAUGUCUGAAGUUAGCAAGCAUAUCUUGCACCAAUUCUUCAUAAUUGUCUGCUCUGUGAUUACCCAAGUAGUUCUUCACAACAGAGACAAAAAUCUUCCAGGCUGAAGCCUCGGGGUGUCAUUCAUGCAUUUUGGUAAAAUUGGAUUGUUGAUGCUUUCUCUUCUUGAUGAAGUCAUAAUUUUUACAUGUAUUUAUACACUGUGUGCAGAAUUAUUAGGCAAGUCUGUAUUUCACUUGUAUCUUCUCAACCAACCAAUACGUUGAGUCCAUAUGAAUCUCUAAUUAAGAAUCAACUGUUUAAAAACAGCAAAAUGUUCAGUAUUUGGUCUGAAUACUUUCUGUUUGGAUAAAAACAGGAAAACAUAGAUACUCUCCUGUGCAGAAUUAUUAAGCAAAUUAUUAUUACUAUUGAAAUGGGCCAAAGAGGACCUUGCAAAACGAUCGAAACUGCCAGACUGAUCACUGUACAAUCAAGUGGUUUGUUGCCAACAGCCAAAGAGGACUUAAGAGGCUUUUAGAGAGAAGAUGACACACAUAAACUGUCAAAGUUCUGUGCCAAAUUAAAGGGGAGACUUUCAGAGACUCUUGAGCAUCAAAUGCCAUCAUUUUUCAAAACUGCAAUCUAAACAGAAUCCCCAGACGUUCUAGGUGCAGUGUGCUGCGUGACAAUCCUAAGGUCAUAAACGCUGAAACAUGGCCUCCACUCAGUAAGGCAUGUAAGGUAUAGCAUUAAGAAUGGGCACCGACACAUAUCAAGACUGAUGGUACAAAGGUUUUGGGGACAGAAAGUGACUCUUGAUGGAGCAGAUGGAUGGGCCAGUGGAUUGAAAUCCUCUUCAAGCACUAACAAGGUGGUGGAGGAGGAGAGAUGACAUGGACUGCAAUUAUCAGUGAUGAACUUGUCAUACCUUUCUGACUUGCAGAUUGUGUAAAAAUCAACCACAAGGUCUAGUGCAAAUUUCUAGAAGAUACCUUCUUCAAACACUGGCACAAGAAGAAGUCAGCAGCUUUCUAAGAGGUUAUGAUAUUCCUGCAAGACAAUGCCCCUCCCUAUGCAUCAAAGUAUUUCAUAGAUUGGCCUAGAAAGGCUUGAAACGUGAUAGAAUUAUGGCCUGUCCCCCUUCAUUGCCUGACUCAACCCCAUUGAGACCUACUGGGCCUUACCAAAGUGUGAGAUUUACCAAAGUAGCAAGCAGUACCUUUCUCAGAGCAGCUUCUAGGUGGUAGUCCUAGUUGGCUCAGCUAAUAUAGGACAGGAUCAAAUCAAAAACCUGAUUGGUUCAGUGGGAAACAGGCUCAUGGUGGUCACUGAGAAGAAAAUUGGCUAUACUGGGCAUUAAACUGGGUGAAGUGGGCUGUAUAGAACGGCUGAAAGCUUGUUAAUCCUUAUAUAUACACUGAUAUAUAUACAAAAAUUGUUUCUUAUUUCUGUUGAUGGUGAAGAGAGAAAAUCCACUUAGUUUCUGAUUGCCUAACAAUUCUGCACACUGAUAAUCAAGCGUUUUUCUUUUAUUUUUGUUUGUGAAAGUCAAGUGUAACAUCUCUCUAAAUAAAUUUACUUUGUACACAAGAAAGCUUCUGAAUUCAUUUUUAUAAGUCUACCCAACUUUUGCUAAAAAUGAUCUCCAGGAAUAGUACUUGCCUAAUAAUUCUGCACAGUGUAUACUUAAGACAGAAGUUUUUGGGUAUUAACCAAUGCUGGGUUGACAAACUUAUACUGUAGCCGACUUCUUUCCUCUGCAAAUUCACAGUUGAAUUCUGGCUUCAAAAAGUCGCUUUUAUAGCAUUGUAGGCCUACAAAUUGAAAUACAAAAUAAUUAUAUGGGAUAUGUCAUUACGUAAGACACAGUUAAAGAA